Varroa destructor (honeybee mite) is the source of this 5232-nucleotide messenger RNA. RefSeq names its product Ataxin 1 (gene Atx-1). NCBI's taxonomy places the organism in Eukaryota, Metazoa, Arthropoda, Arachnida, Mesostigmata, Varroidae. The record is from RefSeq and is a predicted model, not a curated record. Gene Ontology annotation, molecular function: protein binding; RNA binding. Gene Ontology annotation, biological process: regulation of DNA-templated transcription.
UAACCCGUGCAUUCAAAGUGCUAUCAUAGUUGUUAUAUCGUGCGUGCUGCGUGAUCUGCUGCUCAAGGUGCUGCUGCUGCUGCUGUUGUUGUUGUUGUUGUUGUUGUUGUUAUUAUUAUUACUGCUGUUGCUGUUGGCACUGUCGCUUCGUAAGUUUCAAAUCGUUAGAGUAAUAGUUGCGGGGCAAAUCUUACUAGUGUGUUAGCAAUUAUGCUGUUCUGGUUGGUGUUGUCACAGCAUCAGCAGCAGUUACUGCUGCUGCUACUGUCGUUUCGAUGUGUUGGCAAGCAGCUGCAAUGAAAACAGAUGUGGCGCUAAAGAAUGAUACUCAAGCUCAUGUACGCUGUCGGCGUUACGGCAGCUGGUGUUUUGUAAACUGUAAUCGUUUUUGCCGUUUGGAUCACCGUUGUUGUCGCUGCAAAACGCAGAGCUCCGCUGUUCGAGCUGCUGCCACUGCUGAGUGGUGCUCGUGUUGGCCAGAAAAACAGCAGCGACAUCGCUAGCAGCCGCUACCGGGGGAGCGGCCGCAGUAAGUACGGAGGGAAAAGCAAGGGCAAAAACAGAAACAACACUGACUAGUCCGCCGUCGGCGCCGCGCCGCCGCCGCCGCUACUGCUGCUGCUGCUGCUGCUGUUGUCGGGCCGAUCACCGUUGCAGUGGCUAUCACAUAAACAAACUUUCAACCUCCACAACAACUUUCUGACUAAAAAUAACAUCAACUAGAACAACAACGACGAUGACAAUAGCAACAACUAGAACAACAAAAACAAUAAUAUCAACAACGACAAUGACGACGGCCUCAGCCAUAUAACGAGCAAGCGGGACAGUGCGAUUGCCACGCAACGCAGCGAACGUCAUCGUCAGCGAAAGGCAUUGCUGCCACACAUCGCACUAAAAAAACAAAACGAACCACAAAAGAAAUUAUCGCAGUGAGUGUUGUUAUUUUUUUUUUUACUUAUUAAAGUGCCGGUCGUUGGUUGUUUGAAUUGGUUCGUUCGUCAGUGCUUUUAGCGGAUAAGUUUAUUUGUGUCGGUUGUGUAUACCUAUCAUCUUGUUUGACUAUCGCACUAUCGUCAGUUGCGAGUAUUAUUCGCGAAGCGAAAAAAGCAGCAAAAGAGUGUGACCAAUGCGAGGAAGGAAAGGGGCAGUAAAUACUGAACGCUUUGGCAAAAAAGAGCCGUUGCAUGAAAUUAAAAAGCAGUGAUAGUGUCAAUUACCAUUGUUCGGAAGUUCGCCCGCGGCACCCGGCUCCCAUGCGGUGGUAACAUCGACACAACGAGUGUAGAAAUCAACAAGAUGUAAAGUAGAUUAGCGAGCACCCGAGAGCGCAUCGUUGAUUUCAUCGAUGGAAGACAAUAGUAGAACAUCAAGCGUAGGAAGUGUCAAGCAGGUACUGGGCGUAGAUUAGCGGACGACUAAACGAAGUAGCAAGAGAACGAAUACGGAAGAAAUCAUCUGUGGUUUGACGUAAUCAUGCUGUAAAAACGCCGAACGUGACAAACUACGGACUUUAGCGUUAGUAGCGCUCCGAACAGCAGCAGCGGGGCCGUAUGGCAUCUGUAUCGACUAUAGGGCCGGCGGCGGGGCCUUCUUUGGUAGGAGGCACCAGUAUGGAGGACUGUUCACCACCACGGGCUUCGCUAGGAGGGGAGCGGAGAGGUGGGGGUUCACCGUUGGCGCUCGUCUCGCCCCCUUCACCUGCAUCUGGGGUCUCUCAGGGAUCGGUCUCAGCCGCCGCCGCAGCUGCAGCGGCCCACCCAAAAGUGACACACCAACAACAGCAACAUCAUGAGGCAUUCGCUGCUAUGAACGCAUCACAAGCAGCACUUUUCGGCAGUUGUCAAUUAGCAGCACAGGGUGGUCUUUUAGGCGGCCUCGGUGGUAUCGGCGGUCUGGGAAGCCCUGCAACCUUCUUUCCUGCUGGUCUCGACCUCGCUGCUCACCUUCAGCUUCAGCGGCAGUAUAAUUCUUCACUAUCAUCGCUUCAGCAGCACUUGCAGCAGCAGCAGCAGAGUAGCGGUCCAUCGUCGCAGCCGGCGUCACUGCCGCCUUCCGGGGGUGGAAGCCAACAGCCACAACAGAUGGCAGCCGCCGCCGCGGCAGCGGCCGCAGCAGCUAGUCCCUUCAACCCGACACAAUCCCCUUUACUCAGUCCAUUCUUCGCUUCCAGAUUUUUUGCCCAACCAUCCUCUCCUUCGCCCCCAUCAGCCUCUCCCCUAAAAAUUAAAAAGGAAGAUGGUGCUGGAGGAGGAGGAGCAUUUCAACCCAUCGUCUUACAACAUGACGACACCCCAUCACCGAAGUUUGCUCGCAUAGAUUAUUUAUCGGCGGCUAGCACAAGCUCAGGCUUACCUGCUACGCCAUCGACCUUAUCAAGCCCGGGCUCGGAUUCAUUUGCUUCGUACCGCGGGCAUCAUAAAUUAAGUCAAGCUUCCUCCGGUCCAGACAGCGUGUCGGGCAGUAACUUACUGUUGAAAGGCGAAUCUCCAACGCAACUUCCUCCGCCUGGGCUUGCCCAUUUCAAGCGAGGGUCGAUUAUUCGUCUCGCAGACGGCAAGUUGCGUACGGUGGAACAAGUAAGCACCGAAGACCUUGUGCAAAGCGCAGAAGCAACACCCGGAGUUCAACUUGAUUCAUCUCGAGUACUUCGUUUGGAGCCCGCGCAUCAAUCACAUGCUAUUCUGAUCACAUUUGCCGUUGCGUCUAGUAAACAGGAGGUGUCGGUGGAAUCGCCUGUAGAUCGUCCAUUUUUCGUGUUCAAUCGCGGCUGGAGUUCGUGCGAUCCACCAAAGACUCUUCACAAGCUCGGCCUACAGUGCCAUAAACUGCAACCGGGUGACAUCUGCGUCACUCUCAGUAAAAACGUAUCGGCAAGCGUUGUUAGUAGUGGGGCACACGCAAGCGGCGUUGGUGCUGGAAGUCUCUCGGAAGAGGAUAGCCUAAACGACCUUAGAAGAUAUCCUUCAGCAGUUAAGGGCAAUCGCCGAUGGUCAGCUCCAGAUCCUCCCACAGCUCUCGGGGGCAACAAUUCGACUACCCCUGGAGCAGUUUCUGCUGUCCCUGAUAAUAGCAACUAAUAAGUUGCUGCUAUUAAAUAUAAAUUAAUGAUAUGUAUUAUUAACUGAGUCGGCAAUCAGUGCUUAUGGGUGAAAAAGUUUGUAUGUUUCUACAGCGCAAAGAGCUCUGUAUUCUUUGAAAAUUUCUUUGAACGAUUAGUGUAGUCACCGGAUAAAAAGGAGCAACCAUUAGGACUAAGAUCUUAGUAAGUCGAGGAGGGCUUCCAGUCAAAAAUAGCACGUCAUGAUUCAGAAUAAACCAAUAACUUAAAAGGAAAGGAACGAUAAGUAAAUUAGCUACUACAUAUAUAUAUAUAUAUAUAUAUAUAUAUAUAUAUAUAUAUAUAUAUAUAUAUAUAUUGUAUGUUUAGCCAAGAACGAAAUAUUUAAUUAAAGCUGAAAAAGAACACCAUCGGCGACUGGGCAAUGGCUAUAACACUAUGGUUUAGCGCCUACUUUGACUAUAGAUGUUAGUAAGGAGCGCAUAUCAUGUACAUAUAUGUCUAUACUGCAUGCGUCUCUUAUUGGGUACGUAUGUAUACAUUGUAUGAUAACGAUUAUAAUGAUUGGUGAUUGUGCUGUCACGUUCAACUGUUUGCCUAUAUGAACAUGGGAUACAUACAGUAUUCACACAGAGGAGCUGCGUGCAAAAAUGUAUGUUUCUAGCAGAUACGGUGUGCCAUGUAAACAUAGACAUAUGUAAGUAUUCACAGAUGACUGAUCUAGAGUUUACAUACGUUGACACAAGGAACAAUGUAAAGUGAGUGCCCAUAAUCAAAAGAAAACAAUACAGAGUAUUGUUCUUUCAAACAGUUGCGCGAGGGUUUAGCAACCGAAAACAGCAGGUGCUAUUAACAUAACGAAAACAUUUCGUUUGGGUCGCAUAGACGUGUACUUGGGGUCGUAAAAUUGGUACCUUGACCGUAAAGCUCUAAUACAGAGGAUCAUUCGACUCGAAUGAUGAGCCGCUAUGUCGGUCGUCCGCAGUUUAGCAAAUGUUUGGACAUAAUUUGUUAUAUGAUUUCGCGGCGUGCAAAAUCGUUAAAGUUUUUCUAGCAAUUUUUACUGCAAAAACGCCCCUAGCUAGGGCUGUAGCUGCUGCCCGUGCCACAAGGCUGGUUCGUUGAAUGGUGCUCGGUAUUAAAUCAAUCGCUUUUUGAUACAACUCAAUAAGUCUCGUGCAAUGACAAUAAAUGCUACGAAGUCAUUGCAUAAUAGAAGUUAUUUAAGUUUAUUGACUACAGUAAAAUGACUAGAUUUCGCACUGAGUGCCAUAAAGUUUCCAUGGAUAUAUUCUUCUUUUCUGGAUUGUUCAUUUUUCAUUUGACCGGCGGAACGGGCGCUCGUCGGAUUUGAUGGCUGGCUAUCGUCGAAGUCGUCGUAUUGUCCGCUGCUGCCGUUAUUCUACAUUGUUUCAUCAAUGACGUAGUACGUAAACGUUGAAUGUACCUUUUCUUUACUCUUACAAAUUCAUUGACAAGGUAGAUCGGGUAGGAGAAUUUACUGCUCUUUGCGACAACAUAUGAGCUUGGCCAUAUAAAACAUUCACGACGAUAAUACUACCAUUACUGAACGAAGUGCAAUCAUCGCCGUCGUUUGUAAAGCGUCCAUAGACUACAGUGAUUCGGCCGUGGCAGAGUUUGCGGACGAAUAGGACAGCCAUUGUUGUGCCUGUUGCUAGUGUUAUCGUACGUGUGAGACGCAUGCUUACCGUUGCCGUUAAGAUUAUGGGGUGCAAUAUAGCGGACUUAUAUGGCUCGUCAUGACCUGAUGCAUCAAUGACAUAAAUCAUGUCACAAUUAAUGCCUCACUAGAAUUGACGCUCGUACUGGGCAGAUACGCUUAUACAAUGAAGCUUGCCGGGUUGAAGAAUGACCACUGGUGAUAGCUCGUUGCCUAGGCAAAAAAAACGGAUCAAGUCGCAAGGAUGCGAACGUUCAUGAGGGAUCAUCGUAUAUAUACACACAAUAAUGGUAAUGGCAACAAGAUGACAACGUCUUUGUCUUUGUAUUGUGAAGAUCUCAGCUGCUGCAGCGAAUAGAAGAAUAACAAGUGACAAAGUAACUGAAUGAACUACGGAGGGAUUACGGAAACACUGAAUAAGAACUAACUUAUUUACACCAACGGUUGUUAUCAGCAGUAUAUAAAAAUAAAAAUGUACCAUGUAUGUAAAUGA